AUGACGACCACAACACCAGCCCCCCCAACCCUCGCCAUACCAGGCCAGCUCCUCGGCCCCGCCUCGCGCUACCAGCCCGGGCCCGGCACGCACCUGCACAACGCCAACCUGUACGCCUCGCUGCUGGGGCACGUGCACAUCACCCAACCCGCCCAGCAACCACCACGCCAGCGCGCCCCCGGCCCCGCCAAGCGCCUGACCAAGAUCACCCCGGCGCCGGCACCCGCGCCGACGCCCCCCGCCGAGCGGCCGACCAUCUCGGUGGCGGUCGCGGACGCGGUGGUGGCGAUCCUGGUGUGCGGCGACUCGGUGCUCGAGGCCGAGUGGCAGGGCCUGAUCCGUGUGCAGGACGUGCGGGCGACGGAGAAGGACCGCGUGCGCAUUUAUGAGAGCUUUCGGCCGGGGGAUGUGGUGAGGGCGGAGGUGAUCUCGCUAGGUGAUCAAGCGAAUUACUACCUGUCGACGACGAGGAAUGAAUUGGGGGUGGUGUUGGCUGUCAGCGAGGCAGGGAAUACGAUGCAGCCGGUCAGUUGGAAGGAGUUCCGGGAUCCGGAGACAGGGGCCAUGGAGUUGAGGAAGGUCGCGCAGCCACAGCCGCAGUGA
Messenger RNA from Chaetomium globosum CBS 148.51, 603 nucleotides. RefSeq lists its product as uncharacterized. Lineage: Eukaryota; Fungi; Ascomycota; Sordariomycetes; Sordariales; Chaetomiaceae. The record is from RefSeq and is a predicted model, not a curated record. Gene Ontology annotation, biological process: RNA processing. Gene Ontology annotation, cellular component: cytoplasm; nuclear exosome (RNase complex). The coding region runs from base 1 to 603 and encodes 200 amino acids. The transcript is spliced from 3 exons. Gene Ontology annotation, molecular function: RNA binding.